UAUAUCAAUGUCUAAUCAUUUUUAUUUCGUAACUUUGGUUAAAAAAAGAUUUAUCGGGUUAUCAAUUAAAUAAACACUUGUCAGUAAAUAUUUACCGGGUUUUGAAUUUUUAAAAAUACCGCGGGAAUUUUAAAUUGUUAAUACAAUGUAGUUAAUAAAUGUUGAAAUUAUUUAUCAAGAGAAUUAUUUUGAAUAAUAAGUUAGUAGUGGGGAUUUUUCGAGGUCAGGUUUUUUUCGCAGUGGCAGGAUUUGUAACUGUAGCUGUGGACAAGACAAUAUUGUAUUGAUAUAUAUAUAUUCAUAUUAAUUACAUAUUUUAAUUAUAUUCAUUGAAUUUAUUCUGGUGCAUUCUCUUAUUUCAUAUCGUAUCAAAUGUCACUUUCGUUAAAUAUUUUACAAGUCAAAAAAAUUAGGUUCAACGUAUUGUUGUAAACAUCUGGUUUGCUGAUAUAUUUAUUUAUUUGGUGAUCAAUUGAAAUGGCUCUGUCAAGAAUUAGAUGUUCAAAAGAAUUUUCAUCUGUUUUAAAUAAAUUUAAUCAUACAGUUGACGCACAUUCAAAAAAAUUAAUUGAAUUUAAAUAUCCAAAUAUUCCGAAGACUGUCAAUUUUCAUCUAUCACGUGUACGUAAUUAUCCAGAAGCACCAAAAAUACCUUUGCCACUCAACGUGUCUGAAAUAUUCGGUAAUGAAACUGGUCGAUUUACUCCAGAGCGUGCUAGAGACAUAACAGCACCAGUUUUAUCGCUGAUGAAUGGACCCAACGGAGCGUCCAAUCGCUUGAAUUCGUCAAGAACUUGGGGUGGAUUGAGAUGUGUUGACUCUCAUGUUGCUUCUUAUGAUUGUUUUGGGGCUGUGAGUCUGAACAGUAGCAUGCAGACGAUGGUUCCAAAGCCCUUCUGCUCAGUUGGAAAGUCAACUUACCUAAACAUGCCUGGUGGUCAGUGGGCCAGAGACGGAAAAUAUAUCGCCCAAGACAUGCAAAAGUCCCAUUAUGCUGUUCUGAAGAAUCAAAAGUCAAGUUUUUCUAAACGUACUUUAUCAUCGACGAUUUAUCAAGUACAAGUCGCUCAGUAUUCCACGGAUACUAAUAAACAAAUGGAUUCAAAAGAUUCAUCAGCUUCUUUGCCACCUUCGUCAUCAAACGACAAAAAUGAAAAAUUAACAAAUGGUCAGAAACUUAAAAAAGCUGUUAAGGAUUACGGGAGUACUGUAGUUAUAUUCCAUAUAACAAUUUCAUUGAUGUCACUUGGUAUUUUUUACGUUAUUGUUUAUAGUGGACUAGACAUUCAAGCAUUCGUCAAAAUGCUUCCCGGUAAUUCAAGUGAACGACUGGAGAAUGUUAUGGCAAACUCAUCAACAUUUCUAAUAGCGUACGCAAUACACAAGUUAUUUGCUCCGGUAAGAAUAUCAAUAACUCUAGGAGCAACACCAUUCAUCGUAAACUAUCUGCGAAAAAUUGGUAUUCUUUCGAAAAAAGUCACUAAAACGUGACCUUAAUACUAUAAAUAUAGAUUAUAAAUCUUUUUGUAUGAGAAAUAAUAAAUAGGUGGAGGGUUUUUUUUUAAUUUAAUAAAAUAAUGCCAAGCAGAAA
Molecule: messenger RNA, 1591 nt
Organism: Microplitis mediator
Lineage: Eukaryota; Metazoa; Arthropoda; Insecta; Hymenoptera; Braconidae
Exons: 6
Coding region: 478-1491 (337 amino acids)
Cellular component (GO): mitochondrion
Source: RefSeq, a predicted model, not a curated record